Dendroctonus ponderosae (mountain pine beetle) is the source of this 619-nucleotide messenger RNA. RefSeq lists its product as uncharacterized. The record is from RefSeq and is a predicted model, not a curated record. The transcript has 3 exons. Bases 1 to 450 code for a protein of 149 amino acids. Lineage: Eukaryota; Metazoa; Arthropoda; Insecta; Coleoptera; Curculionidae.
AUGGGCAGCUCGGUGGCAAAGCAAAAUCAAAAUCCUCCAGACGGCGAAGAUCCUCUGAGGGAUUACGCAACGGAAAUAAAUUUUCCUUCUAAUAUAUCCAAUCCUUGCUCAAAUAUGUUACUGGCUUACAUGGACGGGAAUUAUUAUCCUUGUAUUAUUGUAAACAGAGCUCGAAAUAUUGCAAAUGGAUAUUUAGUGUUUUUCCUUCAUAGCCAGUGUGAAACUGAGAUUCCAUCCUGCAAUGUAAUAGGAAAUUUUAAAGCUCUUCAAGACUGCGUUGUUAGUUUCUCGCACGAUGGAAAACUCUAUUUAGGAAAAGUCUUCAAAACCAGCUCUAAUGAAGAAACCAAAACGCCCAAUUUCUUCAUUAACUGCGAAGAUCAAUGCCGAUGGAUUUCAUUGCCAUUCAUAUUUCUGACUCCUGCACAAGCCAAACAAUUGUCCUGUUGAAUUUCGCUGAACUGAUUCAUAGAUUUUACAAGAAAACCUUACACUGAUGUCCCCGAUGGUUUAAUGGUUCAAACCGCUUAAACUUCAGGGUCAGCAGAGAUUUAGUGUGUGGGAAUAUUUUGUCAAAAAAAGCAUGAAAUAAAUUGUAUCUUUUACUCUUCUUCUUCAA